This is a messenger RNA of Elaeis guineensis (African oil palm), 746 nucleotides long. RefSeq names its product transcription factor ILI5. NCBI's taxonomy places the organism in Eukaryota, Viridiplantae, Streptophyta, Magnoliopsida, Arecales, Arecaceae. The record is from RefSeq and is a predicted model, not a curated record. Gene Ontology annotation, molecular function: protein dimerization activity. Gene Ontology annotation, biological process: regulation of growth; regulation of DNA-templated transcription.
CCCAAUUCUAUCCUCCCUUUCCCUUCCCACCCCCCCACAAAAACAACCACUCCCUCUUUUCCUCUUUUUCCGCUGUUUUAAAGUCACUCCCCUUCAGUCUAUAUCUCCUUUUCCUCCUAUCUCUCUUCUUCCUCUUGCAGUUCGGUCCCCAGCAGCCAAGAGGAGAGCAAGCUAUAGCUACCAAGAUGUCGAGCCGGAGGAACAGGAUCAGUGAUGAGGAGAUCAAUGAGCUCAUCUCCAAGCUCCAAUCUCUGCUCCCUGAGUCCCGUCGCCGAAACAUAGGAAGGGCAUCAGCGUCGAAACUGCUGAAGGAGACGUGCAGCUACAUCAAGAGCUUGCACCGCGAGGUGGACGACCUAAGCGACCGGCUGUCCGACCUGAUAGCGACGAUGGACUCCAACAGCCCCCAGGCUGAGAUCAUCAGGAGCCUCCUUAGGUCCUAGCUAGAAAGAGUUGGUCUGUCUGCUGUUUUUGCUCCUUUUAUAUAUAGUAUUUCUCUAGGGCCCCUGGUUAGGAGAAGGGGUUAUAUAUGGUGUACCAGCGUAUAAACUAAAGUAUUAGGUAGUAGGAAACAGUUUCUUUGCUUGAUGAGCUAGCAGUAGUCUAGCUACCUUCCAUUUUCUUGUACAUUUCUCUGGUCUGGCUUGAGUUGCUUCUUCCAUGACAACCAACCGGCCGUGGAGAAAGUAUUAUGUAAUUGGUUUUCCUUGGUGUUGCAAUCGAUAUGUUUAUUUCCAGUUUACUUA